Molecule: messenger RNA, 637 nt
Organism: Carya illinoinensis
Lineage: Eukaryota; Viridiplantae; Streptophyta; Magnoliopsida; Fagales; Juglandaceae
Product: ubiquitin-fold modifier 1
Exons: 5
Coding region: 118-345 (75 amino acids)
Biological process (GO): protein K69-linked ufmylation
Cellular component (GO): cytoplasm; nucleus
Source: RefSeq, a predicted model, not a curated record
AAUAAAUGGGCGUAUGGUAAUUUCCGAACGCUAGAUCUGGCCGCCGCGACUUACAAGAACGAAUUACGAAAGCCCGUAAUUCGAAGUUGAUUGAAUUCCUUGAUUAAGGUCGGAGAAAUGGCGAGUGAUGGUGGCGGUGGAAAGGUCUCCUUCAAAGUGACCCUCACCUCUGAUCCGAAGCUCCCUUUUAAAGUGUUUAGCGUACCAGAGGCAGCCCCUUUCACGGCUGUUCUGAAAUUCGCCGCAGAGGAGUUCAAAGUGCCUCCCCAGACCAGCGCUAUCAUCACCAACGAUGGUGUUGGAAUUAAUCCUCAGCAAAGUGCAGAAAGAAAAAGCUCAAGUUGAAACGCACCAUAUCAUGUGACUGCUGGCAAUGUCUUCCUGAAACAUGGUUCGGAGCUACGCCUCAUACCUCGUGAUAGGGUUGGAGCAUCUGGGAUGUGAAAAUCUGCAUUAUUAUCAUAACAAAAAGACUGACCUUUCUUCACUGGUUAAGUUGUGUUUGUGAGUUGGUUUCCUUUAUAAUUAAUUGGAGAGGAAUUUUAAACUUUCUGCGCAUCAACCUAGCGAACUGUUUUAUGUAAAGAGAUGGAAGUCUAUAAUAAAUUACUUAAAUAAUAGUAGAGGGUUUAAAUGA